Messenger RNA from Beta vulgaris subsp. vulgaris (sugar beet), 1470 nucleotides. Its product is annotated as piriformospora indica-insensitive protein 2. NCBI's taxonomy places the organism in Eukaryota, Viridiplantae, Streptophyta, Magnoliopsida, Caryophyllales, Amaranthaceae. Gene Ontology annotation, molecular function: protein binding. The transcript has a single exon. The record is from RefSeq and is a predicted model, not a curated record.
GUCACCAACAAUACCAGCAAGACGUUUAACAACAAUGUAACAAUGUCGUUUUCUGUGUCAAUUGUGUUCAUGACUAUAAUUUUCUCUCUCCUCAUUCUCUCCCUCCAACAACAACAACCACCUCAACCUCAACCUCUGAACUCGGUGGAGCAAGAAGCGGUAUACCUUGCACUCGAAUCAGUCAACCUAGAAAUCCAAUGGUGCACUCUCUUCCCAGACGAUCUCUGUCUCUCCUCCCCACACAACGUCGUUUGCAGCUACUUCCCAAUCCCCACAAUCCAAAACGACACCGUUCUCGCCCCCCACAUCAUCGAAUUAAAUAUUGGUUUCGUGUUCGAUUCCUCUGACAACCCAUCUUGCUCAUUUGAUUCCUCUUUCCCAUUUUCUCUCUCCUACCUCCCUCAUCUCCGUAAAAUCUUUUUCUUCUAUUGUUGUUUCAUUCAUUCACAAUCACCUGUCUAGCUCCCCGAUUUCGAAAUGUUUCCAUUUGAUCUCGAAGAAAUCGUAUUCAUGAAAAAUCCCGCGCUUUUUGGGUCACUCAGUGGCAAUCUUGGUAAUUUUACCUCUCUUAAGAGGUUUAUUUUGACUGGAAGUAACGUCUCAGGCGGAAUCCCUGAUGAAAUUACCAAAUUACCCUUGUUAGAGCAGCUCACCAUUUUUGGGAACAAUAACUGUAGGAAGGUUAUUCCGGAGGAUUUGGGGAAUUUGAAAAUUCUUGAUUUAAGUAAUAAUGGGUUGGACGGUUUUGUCCUUGAAUAAUUGGGUAAGCUUAAAUUGUUGUUGAAGCUUGAUUUGAGUUACAAUUAUUUUGUGGGUGGAAUUCCUGAGAAUUUGAAGAAUUUGCGGAGCCUCGAAUUCCUUGAUUUGGGGUUCAACAGAUUUAGGAAUUUUGGGAUUCCUUUGUUUUUGGGUGAGAUGCAUACAUUGAAGGAACUUUACUUGAGUGGGAAUCCACUUGGAGGGAUAAUUCCGGAAAUAUGGGAAAAGCUUGGGGGUAUUUUUGGAAUUGGACUUUCGGGCAUCGGCCUUGUGGGUAAUAUUCCAGCUUCUAUGGGGUUAUUUUUGAGAAAUGUGAGCUACAUCAGAUUGGAUAAUAACAAACUUGAGAGAACAAUACCUAAAGAGUUUGGGUUGUUAAAGAAUUUGAAUGAGAUGAAUUUACGAAAUAACUAGUUAAGUGGGAGAAUUCCCUUUUCUGCCAAGUUUGUUGCUAGAAUUGAUGGGAAACUCAAAUUGGAGGGUAAUUUUGGAAUUUUUAUUGACGAGAGUAUAGGAUGACAUGUUUACAACGGUAGGAUCGAAUUGACAAAUUUUAGCAUUUGUAAUUCAACAACAGAAAUUUCCAAUGCUGCCCUUUUCUUCAAUGGUGGUUUUGAUUCUGUUUCUGGUUCAUCUGUUAGUCAUAGCUGGUAUCUAGUCAUACUUGUAGUUGUAGGGAUAUUUUGGUCAUUUUAUCUUGUGGGUUGUUAG